ACGUUGUGGAUAUCUGAAAUGUUCAUUUUGACUAGGAAGAAUUGAAUUACGGAUAUCUGUAGUGUAUAUCCAGUCUAGCUGUUAAAUGUUAAAACGGUUUGCCACUUGCGCUCUUCGACAGUAUUUACGGGACUCCGGUCGUAUCUUCCGCUGACGUCAGAAGACCCGCUGAAAUUCAAAGUUGGAGGAGGAGACUGAAAGCAUAAAACAAGGUUGUUUCUUGUUUUCGUGUCGGUUAGCGUUCACCUGUCUUUUUACCGUUUCACACAGACUUCGUUUUGCAGCUCAGUAUGGAAGCUGCCGAGGACAAUAAUGGUGGCAACAACAACUUGAAGAGACAGAGAGCACCUCUGUCAGACUUUGAAGAUAAUCUCCUCUCACCAUCAGAGAUGAAUGAUGGCCAGAAGCGGCGGCGUCUGGAGACAGCUGGCCAGGAGAACUGUACUCCCAAACCAUCCUCCUCUAGACGCCUAGCUGAGCAAAACAUGAAGCCAGACACACCGAUGGUUCCCUCAGUCCGCUCCCGAGUUCAGCAGCUCACCCAGAGACAAGACGGAGGAGCUCCUCUGGCCCAGCGGUGCCUGUCAGAUCCUGGGGCUGAUAGCCCAUCAGCCAUCAAGGUCUUCAGAGAGCCUCUACUUGGUGAGGGAGAGUUUAGUCAACGAGUGGAGCGUUUUAAAGUGCCAGUCUUCCAGGCUAGCCCUGCGCCCACAAUGAGCCCUGCCAACCUCUGUCCGCUCACCAGCUCUAACUUUGUAUCUGGCAUUCAGCAGAAACUCCAGGGCAUUGUGACAUCCAGCUCUAAGCAGGCCUCUGUAAUUCGCCAGGAACGGGAGCAGGAGUUGAACCAGUUGCACUUUCAACCAAUCAGUGAAAAUGCCUGGCUGAAAAGGAGCAACUCUGAUCCCUCGUUAUCUCAGCAGGGAAGGACUCCUCCUGGUCCCUCAUCUACCCCCUCCUGGGUUCCUAGAUCUAGACUGAGAGUUCAUUGGCCUCCCAUGAAGCCCGGGGAUCAGGUAGAUGAUGAUGCUGUGAUGAAGGAUGGCAGCUUCACUGAAACUGCUACAUCAGGUGUUGAGAAGCAAUCUUUAAAUACAACAACAGGUGAAAGGAAACCUUGUGACUUUGAAGCCCCUCCAGCCUCUGUAGAGCUAGAACCUUCUAAUGAAGGGAAGCUGCAAAUGGAUUUGGAGGAGCAGAAUACUCAUCAGGGUGAAGAGUUCAGGGAGGGGAAAGAGGACAGACCUUCAGUUGAAGAACAGCAGCUAUGGUCCCAUCAACCAGAGGCUCAGACUGUAUUGCAGUUGUCCUUUAGUGAGGAUCAGAGUUUCUCCAAACCACCUUGUGGUGAGGAUCACAAUGUUUCAGAGUUGUCUACCGGUGACAAGCAGAGCUUGCUAGAAUCAACUCGUACAGAUGAGUCAAAUGUGAAUCAAACUAGCGACGUUUCCAAGGUAACAGACCAUAAUGGGUCAGAGGUGUUUUCAUUAGAAGAUGAAAUGGUUGAGUCUUCACACAAUGAAGAGGAGAUUGAGCCCUCGACAGAUGAGGAGUUAAGGUUGUGGAGAUAUCCUUCAGACAAAGUGUGCAAGCAGGAAGAGUCUAUGAUAGCUGAAGACCAGGAGGAAGGUGUAUGUACUAAAGAGGAGCGAGAGGAGUAUGAAUCAUCUAGAGUGGAAAAAGAGAAAGGAAGUGGUGCUGAACAUCACAGUGAACCCUCUCACGUCCAGGAUGGUGAAUGUCAAAUGGGUGAUGUGUCUGCUGAGACUGCUGGGUGCUCUAACACACAGGAAGAUGUGAAACCCAGAUCAAAAGAAACAAUGAAACAAGACAAGAAAAACACAGGAUGUCCCAAUGAGGAUGAUCGAUAUCAACAGUCAAAGCAGAUAGUCGAUAGUAAAGAAGAAGACAUGGAACUGGAGUCUGACAGGAAAGAAGAGUAUCCCUUUAUAGAUGUAGCUCAGGCCAUGAAAGAAACACAGACAGGGUACAUAAAACUUGAAGGAAACACUGAAGAUGUAGCACAGCCUAAGGCAGAGACUGAACCAUCAGAAAUGUAUAGAAAUGAUGGAGCUCAUACUGUGACCGCGGUCCGGGCGUCAGAUCACAAGACUGGAGAAAUGGAGCUGCAGCAGGAAGCAGUAAAUGGAAGGCAGGGUAUUGGAGAUGGGCUGACAGAUGAAAUUUACAAGGCAGAGGGAGGAGAAAGCUCAAAGAAAGUCACGUUUAUCUUGGAGCCCAAGCUAAUCAAUGGCUCAAGCUUGUCUGAGACCAAUACCUCCAUGGAGUCCAGGAGAGAGACAAGUAUGUCAGAUGCUGAACUGAGCUCUCAUGAUGAGACCAACACAGCUGAAAUAAUUGACCAGAUGUUCGAGGAGGUGCUGGAAUAUGCUGAAAGGAUAGAGGACCAAAGGGGGGAUGAUGAAGACACAGAGGACCGCGACAGUGGCAUUGGUGUUUCCUCUAGAGACAAGGAUAAAAUGGACACAGAGUCAGAGAAGGAGAAAAGUGAAGAAGAGGGGGAGACCAAAGAUGAAGAGUGUGAUGAGAGCAAGAAGCUUGAAGAUGAACUGCUGACUUUCCCUCCCAGUGGCAUCCUCUCUCCUCUCAGCAAGUCUGUAGAGGCUGUGGUCACCCCUCUGCGACUAGAAGCCAGCCAGGAGUCCAAUCCUCCAUCUCUGCUCCUGACUCCAGAAGAGACCACCACCCCUCCUGCUGAAUCUGCUCCUCUGUACAGUAUUGAUGCCUACCGCACACAAAGGCAGAGUAAGCCGACCACCAUUCAGAGUGUCACUCCUGGGGUUCAGAGACGAGCUCCAGAGAAGUCCCGACCUCAACCCUCCAUCAACACCAAGGAGAAAAUUACGGCUCUAAAUGAAGAAGCAGGGAAGCUGCAGACUGUGAUCAACCAGACCCUGCAGGCUCUGAGCUGCUGUACUGACGAGGAGCACGGACGAGGCUCAGUGGAGGAGGCUGUGGCUGAAAAACUACUGCUAGUCUCCUGUGAGAAACGAUCAGCCCUGCUGGCGGAGGUGGACAGACUGAGGGAGGAGAGGAGUUCAGAGUCUUCAGAGGUAGCAGGGGAGGACCAAGAGUACGUUACCCAGCAGCCAUGCAGAGGGACAGUCAGCAUCACAAACAUCCAACUGCCUCUCAAGGUGGAAUUUGUCUGCUCCUCAAACAACCGCACAGGUCGGCCAAGUCACUACUUCUUUGUUCUGAUCCGUUACGGGCCCUACAACAUCGUCGCCACCCCGCUGGCUACGGCUGCUGAUGCUCAGAACGGAGACACCAUCUCCUUCCAGACUUCUGUCACUCUGAAGGAUAUUCGCUCAACUUUUGAGAUUGAUGUGGAAGUUUACAGCCUGUCCCACACUUCACCUAUUAACUGCAGCAUGGACCGCACCACCACCAAGUCACGGGUAACUCCAAGAAAGCUUCUGAAUACCUUAACGAGAUCCAGCAACAGUCUGACAUCUGCUGCUCUUCCUGCCAUCAAUACUCGUCGCUCCAGUAACUUUUGUCUAGUGGGUUCCCAUAAGAUCACCUUGGCCUCACUGGGACACAGCAAGUUCCCUCUGGAUAAGAUGAAACUUGAAGGCAAAAUCAGGAGACUCCUGGGAGAUGAAUUUCAGGAAAAGGUGCCUUUUCUUUCUCCUCUAGAGGGCAACAUCUACCUAAAACUGGACAGUGAGAGCCACUCUAAUGUGCAGCACCAAGGCUUCCUGACGAUGUUUGAGUUGAUCGGUGGGUUCGGUGUGUGGCGUCGUGGAUAUUUCACCCUGGAGAGAUACACUAUGUACUACUGGAACCACCCCAAUGACAAAGAAACCAAGGAAGCAGAGGGCAGCAUCUCUCUGUCCAGCUCCCCCAGUCAGUGUGUCAGGCCUGUCAAGAGGGACUCAUGCGCUCGACCUUUCACCUUUGAGCUGGCAAGCAACAUCCCGCAGCAGCAGGACGACAGCCAGGAAGCCUUGGCCAAGUGUUGGUUUGCAGCCGACACCAAACAGGAGAGAUCAGACUGGAUGGAGAAACUCAACCAAGCUCUUUUGGACUUUCACACAUGGAACCGAACAUCAGCAACCCAAUCAGAAAGUCAGCAGGCCAGCGCAUCCAGCGGUGGGAACUUGAGAGAGAGCAUACUGUAACUAAAUCAUUACACAAUCUGCUGUUUCUUCCAGUUUCUGCUGGCAGGGAUCCAUGAGGGCAUCCUGGAAGCAGCUUUUAUGUGGCAGGUAAAUGAGCUGACAUCAGGGUUUUGAGGAGAUGAGCUUUUUCUCACUGAAGUUGCAUACAUAUAGCCAAGCAAAGCCUUGCGUAUCUAAUAUUGAUUUUUCUUUGGGAGAUAUCUAUUUGAUUUUCAUACUAUUGUUUAUUUCUUUUAAUCAGAAUCCAAUCAAUAUUGUUGGUUUUGACUUUUAUUUGCUAAAUUACAGUUUGCCAUUGGAAUAUUUUUAGUUUUUCUUUAUCAUGAUUCUGUGGGAAUCUGAUUUUAUUUUUACUUUUUUCUGUGGCAAUCAGCUGCUUUAGCCUGUUGGUCACUUUCAGUAACUAAGAUUGAACAUCUCUUGUAGCUUUAUAUAUUUUUGAAAAUAAUUUACACACAUAUUUAGGUUUAUAUUGUAUUUUUGUAACAUUUAAACUGAAAGAAUAAACAAAUAUAUAUAGACACACUAAUAAAUACUGAAGGAUAAGGAAACCUUUAACUUUACUAAUCUAGGGUAAGAAUGUAUUUGAAAUGGCAGGAAACACUACAGAUUAUUAAAAUGUGGAAGGAAUACUAGCUGGUGUUGGAAUGGGAGCUUUUCUUUGUCAUUCAGAUGUAUAGCAUCUGCUUCUGUUUGGUGAAAUAAGUUUUUGGUCAUCGGUGCAUCGUGUCAGUACAACACAACAGUUGUUGGUGUCUCUGGGUUUUACUGCCUCCCACUGUCCUGAAGUGUGAAAUCCUCUUCUUAAGCAGAGGAUUUGUGUAACUGCACAUAUGUAAACCCCAUAUAUCUAUAUAUGCAACGCCAUGUUGGAUAUAUAUAUAUAACACAGUGGAUUAGAGCACUGGGGAGGUAAAAGAGGGGGAUGGAGUUAUGCUGCUACAGUGAAUGUAAUCUGUUUUCUGUCUGAUGUCCUGCUCUUUUCCAUGUAUUUCCACCUAUCAGUCUGACACUUUGUUAUAACUGUUAUUCAUGUGAACUCUUGUUCUAUGCACUUAAUUGAAGGUACCAAUAAAAUAAAUGGAAUGAAAUGGCUUAAAAAAAAGAAAAUUGAUGGACUUUACAUGCAGUUGCAAAUGCUGGCACUAUCAGUGGUUCUCAAACUUCUCGUGUCAUGUCCUGUUUUGGAAGUCUCCUGCAUAUAAAUGAAAUAAACUAGCAAUCAAUAACAAAUCAUAUGAAAAUUAAAAAUGCAAGUUUUGUGUCAAAACUAGACACAAAAGAUACAAAUCUCGAGAGCAAGAUAGUCAUAUCUGACAUGUUUGCUUAGUGAGCAUCACCUGUUUGUCAUGUCUUGUCAAAAAUCUGUCCAUCUUGUAUAUGUUGUUCUGUCUGAAUAAAUAACACAAAUAUGCACCUCAA
Molecule: messenger RNA, 5570 nt
Organism: Thunnus maccoyii (southern bluefin tuna)
Lineage: Eukaryota; Metazoa; Chordata; Actinopteri; Scombriformes; Scombridae
Gene: anln2
Exons: 25
Coding region: 291-4148 (1285 amino acids)
Biological process (GO): actomyosin contractile ring assembly; septin ring organization; mitotic cytokinesis
Cellular component (GO): actomyosin contractile ring
Source: RefSeq, a predicted model, not a curated record